Saccostrea cuccullata (small rock oyster) is the source of this 1107-nucleotide messenger RNA. RefSeq lists its product as uncharacterized. Bases 1 to 1107 code for a protein of 368 amino acids. The record is from RefSeq and is a predicted model, not a curated record. The transcript has 6 exons. Lineage: Eukaryota; Metazoa; Mollusca; Bivalvia; Ostreida; Ostreidae.
AUGGAUGGGUCUCUCUUCGUGGAAAUCCAGGACAAAGACCCGAAUAAACCAUCGGUUAGAAGGGAACUGUUUCCGUGUGAGGAGCACGUGGCUAAUUCUUUGCCGGAAUCAGAAGAGGAUGCCCAAUCCAUUGUAUGGUUGGAUAACAUCGAGCUGGAGUCAGUCUCCGAGGCCUCAAAUGACGCCUCGGAUGUAAUAGUCAUUUCCGACGACAGUUCGGAUGACGAGAAAGAGGAUGCCCAAUCCAUCGAAUGGUUGGAUAACAUAGAGCUGGAGUCAGUCUCCGAGGCCUCAAAUGACGCCGGAGAUGUAAUAUCUGACGACAGCUCGGAUGACGAGAAACAAAUAUUACUAAAUUAUGAAGAGUACCUCAUUGAAAAAAAAAAUAUAGAUAAAAAAGACAAAAGACUGGCCAAAGUAGACGAGGAGCUAGAGGGAGUGAAAUUCACCCUAAACUCCCUUUACUCCGACGAGUUCUUGCAUCCUCCUAUAGGACAAUCAGUGCCACCCCAAGCAGGGUCAGUUGAGUCAGCAGUGUCACCCCCAGCAGGGUCAUUUGAGUCAGCAGUGUCACCCCCAGCAGGGUCAGUUGAGUCAGCAGUGCCAGCCUCAGCAGGGUCAGUUGAGUCAGCAGUGCCACCCCCAGCAGGGUCAGUUGAGUCAGCAGUGUCACCCCCAGCAGGGUCAGUUGAGUCAGCAGUGCCAGCCUCAGCAGGGUCAGUUGAGUCAGCAGUGCCACCCCAGCAGGGUCAGUUGAGUCAGCAGUGUCACCCCCAGCAGGGUCAGUUGAGUCAGCAGUGCCAGCCUCAGCAGGGUCAGUUGAGUCAGCAGUGCCAGCCUCAGCAGGGUCAGUUGAGUCAGCAGUGUCACCCCCAGCAGGGUCAGUUGAGUCAGCAGUGCCACCCCCAGCAGGGUCAGUUGAGUCAGCAGUGCCACCCCCAGCAGGGUCAGUUGAGUCAGCAGUGCCACCCCCAGCAGGGUCGGUUGAGCAGCAGUGCCAGCCUCAGCAGGGUCACCGGUGCCAGCCCAACAAGUGCUACAGUCACCAGUACUACCCCGUUAAUUGUCAGCAACAUCCUGAGUGAUUCCAAUGAUGUUGAGGAUUAA